This is a messenger RNA of Canariomyces notabilis, 628 nucleotides long. RefSeq lists its product as uncharacterized. NCBI's taxonomy places the organism in Eukaryota, Fungi, Ascomycota, Sordariomycetes, Sordariales, Chaetomiaceae. The coding region runs from base 28 to 489 and encodes 153 amino acids. The record is from RefSeq and is a predicted model, not a curated record. The transcript has 3 exons.
GUUCCCUCCGAAACCGCAGACAUCCAGAUGGCAGAUGCGCCGUCGGACCAGCCGGCAGCUGACCACUCCUCAGCAGCAGCAGCGCCGCCAUCUCUGCCGGGAACGUAUUCGACGACGCCAGUGCCGAUCCCUACAAUCCCACCACCGCCUACAGCUGCAGCUCCCAUACCCGACCAACAGCAACAACAACAACAGCAGCAGCAACGAGGGUCAAGCACCUCUAGAGCAGCAUCGGCGCAUCCCGAACCCGCCGCCGGCCCUGCCCCAGGCUUCACCAUGCCCUCGGAGGCGGCACCGCACGGGGCGCCGGUGCGGCAGUACAUCAACACAAAGAUUACCGGGGUGCUGCUGGAAGGGAUGAAGCUUGUGGCUCGGGAGCAGCCCAAGGAUCCGUUGCGAGUCUUGGGGGAGUUUUUACUUCAGCGGUCAAGGGAAUUGGAGGGUGGACAAGCCGGGGGAGGAUCGAAUUCGAAUUCUGCUGCGCCGUAGGAAGAUACAUAAUACGUUUGCGGGUGUCUGGUUGUACUCCUGGUUGACCAAUUUGGGUCCAUUAGAAGAACAGGAAAGUUCUCGGGAAGGUGAGGUUACAUUGGUAGGGGAAGCUAUUUCUGGGGUGGAACGGAGUUCA